Messenger RNA from Vigna unguiculata (cowpea), 1252 nucleotides. RefSeq lists its product as uncharacterized. Gene Ontology annotation, biological process: cellular response to heat. NCBI's taxonomy places the organism in Eukaryota, Viridiplantae, Streptophyta, Magnoliopsida, Fabales, Fabaceae. The record is from RefSeq and is a predicted model, not a curated record.
UCAAACAUUUGUAAGAUUGAAAGCUAAGUGUGAAAUCAUGGCUUCUGGAGCAAGAACACCAAGAUCAAGAACAACAAGAACACAAGCUUCCAUUCGUCCUUUCUAUGAAACCUUUGAGCCCAAGUCUGAGAUGAAGGAAAAUAAAAAUGCAUAUCUUCUUCAUAUUUAUCUUCCUGGUUUUGUAAAGGAGAAGAUAAAGAUAAACUUUAUGAGAUCUUCUCGAGUGGUGAAGGUGACAGGAGAACGAUCAUUGGGAGGCAACAGAAUAAGCAAUUUCGAGAAAACAUAUUCUGUUCCUGAAGAUUGCGAAGUGGAGAAACUUCAAGGUAAGUAUGAACUCGGAACUCUCACUGUUACAAUGCCAAAGAAACCCAUUAACAAUAAUGCUUCACAAGUUUCACCCAAAUCAUCACAACAAGAAACACCUCCAACUCCAUUACUCAGUAGUUCCUCAGAAAAACCAGUGCUUGAUCAACCAAACCCUAAAGAAGUAGCCAUGCCUCCAAAAUCUCCAAUGGAACAAGGAGAAAAAUCUAUGAGAGAUAGGUCACCAAGGCCAAAAACUGUUCAAGAGGAAGCCAUGGUGAAACCCUCACCACUUUUUGCUUCAACCCCAGUGAAGGAAACAGGUAAAUCUCAAAAGGGUCAAGAGGAAACUGAGCCAAAACUCACAUCAGUGGGUGAUGAUGACAGAAGAAUAAUAGAACACGAGAAGGAGGAGGAAAAAAAGCAAAAUGACAUUGCAACGUAUAUAGAAAAAGUGAAGAAGAGAAUGCAUGAAAAGGAAGAUAAAGUUGGUUUGAAUAGUCUUGAAGAGAAAAUGAAGUUAGGUCAAAGAUACAUUAACCACGAUGAGGUUUGGAAAGGAGCAGAAAUAAUGAAGACUAGGGCAAAAGAAAGUGCAGAGAAGGGAAAAGAAAGCAUUGAGAAAGGAAAGAGAAAAGAAGAUGAUGAGAUGAAGACAUUAGAGAAAGGAAUAAUAAGAGAAGUGGUUGCUUCUGCUAAAGAGGUAGUAACUAAAAUUGGAGAAGGAAAGUUGAAUGAAGAAGAAAAGCCUUUGGUUGCAAACAUGGGUGCUGCAAUUCUUGUGAUUAUGGCUUUGGGAGCUUAUGUGACUUACAAGUUCACAUCUUCUACCAAAGCAUGAAAUUAAUGAAACUGCUUCUGCUCAUCUUGGAAAGUGUAAUAGAAGUGAUGAUAAUGGUGAAUGUAUGAGAAUGAUAUAUAUGAGAUUUGAGACCUUUUUAGUUUA